CACACACAAAGAACAACUGUGACGUUCACCGACAGAGGUCGUGCUUGGCAACCAGUCCUCCAUACUUAUGGUGGAAAAUAGCAACAGACUGUGGUGGAAAUAACGCUAUUUAGAUAGAAGUUAACUACAAAUCAGGUAGAUUUUUACAAUUAUGGAUUUAAAGGAAAUAAUGUGAUCAGUUUGUGGAAAUCAAAUGUGGACUCUAAAAACUGAAAUUUGUGAAAUCAAUAGCGAAAACCGGGGAACAUGACUACCCGGGUGAAACCUCUGCCAGUUCAAGUGCAGAGAACACGAUCAAUGCUAACCACCGGAGAUAUGUAUACACACAAUACUCUAGAUGGCACAAGCCACCACCUUCCUCCGAUUGCUAGCCAGACUGUCGGAGGAGCUCACAGCGCCCAUGUCACCACAAAUGCAGUCCACUCUGGACACGGUGUCAAGGUGCAGCAGCUUUAUGAGGAUCAUAAACACCACCACGACAAGCAUGUCACCAUUCAGCAUGGUGGGACAGAACCCGAGGCACCACAACAGAAUAUUCGGCCCAGUUCUAGUGCGGGAAGUCAGGGAAGCAAGACAGGGUCUGCUGCAGCUCGUCGUAACAAUUCAAUGAGUCCAGAGUCUGCUAUGAAACAGUUCAUGCAUAAGCUGACUUCUUUUGAACAUCAUGAAAUUUUUAACUAUCCUUCUAUCUUUUUUGUGGGACAAAAUGCAAAAAAACGACAAGGUGUUGUAGGGGGAGCUAAUAAUAAUGGCUACGACGAUGAAAAUGGCUCGUAUAUACAUGUACCUCAUGAUCAUAUAGGAUAUCGUUAUGAAGUGCUCAAAGUCAUUGGAAAAGGAAGUUUUGGACAGGUUGUUAAAGCUUAUGAUCAUAAAAUUAAUUCACAUGUAGCAUUAAAAAUGGUGAGAAAUGAGAAGAGAUUUCACCGUCAGGCUCAAGAGGAGAUUCGGAUCUUAGAACAUCUUAAGAAACAAGACAAGGACAAUGCUAUGAACAUUGUUCACAUGAGUGAACAUUUUACAUUCCGUAACCAUAUAUGUAUUACCUUUGAACUUCUGAGCAUGAAUUUGUAUGAACUGAUCAAGAAAAACAAAUUCCAGGGAUUUAGCUUACAGCUUGUGAGGAAAUUUGCACAUUCCAUAUUGCAAUGUUUAGAUGCUUUGUACAAAAAUAGGAUCAUUCAUUGUGAUCUCAAACCUGAAAACAUUCUCCUUAAGCAGCAGGGAAGAAGUGGCAUCAAAGUCAUUGAUUUUGGCUCCAGUUGUUACGAACAUCAGCGUAUAUACACAUACAUUCAGUCACGCUUCUACAGAGCACCAGAAGUCAUUUUAGGAGCUAAGUAUGGAAUGCCAAUUGACAUGUGGAGUUUAGGAUGCAUUUUAGCUGAACUUUUAACAGGGUAUCCUUUGUUCCCUGGAGAAGAUGAGGGGGACCAGUUAGCUUGUAUUAUAGAAUUACAAGGUAUGCCACCUCAAAAGUUGUUAGAUCAGUCCAAACGAGCAAGGAAUUUUAUAAGUUCCAAAGGCUACCCUCGAUACUGCACUGUCACCACUCUACCAGAUGGCAGCACUGUGCUAAAUGGCUGUCGUUCCAGGCGAGGAAAGCCAAGGGGCCCUCCGAGUAGUAAAGAAAUGGUGACAGCCCUGAAAGGAUGUGAAGAUCCACUUUUCCUUGAUUUUAUGAAGCGAUGCUUAGAUUGGGAUCCUUCAUCGCGGAUGACACCCGGACAAGCAUUACGUCACCCCUGGCUCCGACGUCGAUUGCCAAAACCUCCCACCGUAGAUAAUCGAGCAGACUCCGCAUCCCGCCGAAAAUCUACCGCCAACACCACUAGUGCAGUGAUACCUAAACUUGCAAGCGGAACAUCGAGUGGAAAGGGGAGAAAUAACAUCAUAACAGACGAAAUGUCUGCACAGAUGCACAAUCGAACCCGACUGCCACAAAUUGGCUCCACCUUAUAGGAGCCAGUGCUUGUGAUAUAGUGUUCUUGUGAUAUUUUUAUGCCGUCCACUGUUAUUUUGAUUUUUUUAGUCAAUUAAUGUGUAUGGUUUAACUAAGAUAAUGUACGACAAACUGUUUGGUGUGAAGAAAAAUGUCUGGCCUUUUUUUUUUUUACUCUGAGUACUAGGAGGUGUCUUGUGUUGGAUUGUGUGGUAUAAUCAUGAAUUAAGACAAAACAUAUUACAAAACCUAAGUGGAGAAAAAAUUGUUACAGUGUAAUGUGUAUUGCAAUCCAAUUUAUCAGUAUUUUCUUGUUCAUGUGAAUUGAAUAUAUGCAUUUGUCAUGUGAUGCAUUGAUUGUUGUGAAAAAACAUAGAAUCAUGCCCUUCAUUGUGAUAAUUUGAGGAAGUCAUUACCUGAUUACUGUGUUUUGACUGAAAAUGCAAACAUAUUUGCUACAUUCCAAAAAAAUCUGAUGAUAAGAAAAAAUGUUCAUCAAUCACAGAAAGUUAAAAUCCUGUAUUUUCAAUGAAGUUUAAUUUUUUUUUCUUUUUUUUUUUUGAGCCACUGAUGUUAAAUAAUUGUAUAAAAGAUCUGUUCACAGUUUUUCCUGCUAGAAAGAUGAGCCUAAGUUAAUUAUUGAUACAGACUUUGUCCUUUAUCCUAUAAUAAUUAAAUAUGCAAUACACCUAUAUAUCGACACCUAGUCCGGGGGCUCUGAAGUUUCUACUGAUUUUUCAUUACCAGCGUAACCCUGUGUAACAAGGUAGUAUUGAUUUCACCUCAGGAGUUUUAAAUCAAAUUUUGUUAAUCUUAAGGAAGGAAGAUUGUUUUUGUUAUUUGACACAGGAAUUAUCGUUAGUUAUUCUGUUUUAAAACAGUGUGUACAGUUUCACUUUAGUUGAUAUCUUUAAUUAAUUUGAGUCUUGAAAUGUUUAAAGCACAAAUCAAUUUCUUAACUCUCGGACUUGUUUUUCAUUCGUGUUGCUGCAUGUAUAUAUCAUUUUUUAAAAUAAAUAUUUAUAUACUUUUUUUUUUUAAUUUUCUCAACCACAAAUGACAUAUACUUGAUAUUUUUAAAAUAAAUAGCGUAUUUUCACUUUUCAGUGGUAAAAUGAGUUUCCUUUAUAGUUUAUUUUAACAAAAAAAAAUGCCAUGAAUAUUUAACAGCAGAUAUUUUUAAAAUAAUGCAAGGUGUCAGAUCAGAGCCAAAGUGCCAAAUUAGCCAAGCCUCUCAGAAUAACGUAAAUAUGUACUGUAUGGAACCCCAUCCUGUUUAUUUACAUGUACCGUGUGAACAUAAUGUUUAUCUUUUUACUGCCAUAUCCUACUCUUGUUAAGAAUCGUCAUACAGAUUACAUCUGAAGGUUUUUACAUUUUCAUGAUUGAUGCAUGUUGUGUGUUUAUAAGGAAGUUGUGAUUGGAAGAAAAAUGUUAUUUUUAAAUUUGUUUAAACAAAAAUUUCAUAUUUUUUGUGCAUAGUAAAAUUAUAUUUCUUUUUUAUUUUGAAGUGUGAUCUGUUAAAAUAUCCCAAAACUGUUUUAUUUAAAAUGUGUUUUAUAUAUAUUUCCACUGUUUAUAUAUAGUUUUACAUCAUUUUUAUGAAUUUUGUAAAUAGUGGAAUAAUUGACCAACGAUUGGUCUGAGAUUUUUUUCUGUUUGUCCAUACAAUGCUGUAUAUAUAUAUAUAUAUAUUUAUAUAUAUAGAACAAACUAACAUUAUAAUUAUCAUACCCUCAAACAGUCCAAAUCUUGUGUUGCUGGUUUUCUACAACUUCUUUGAUUUCAUUUUUUUAUUUUUAAAUCACUGUGGAGUGUCUGUUUGUCUGUCUGUAGUUAGUACCAAGCAAAACUUCAUAAAACUUAGCAAUUUUGUUCCCUUACAAUGCAAGGGAAUUUGGUUCUUCACUCCUCUAAGAAAGUGGUGUAUUUGUGUUUGAAAAAUGCAUAAUAUGCCCCUUUGUUUGUUCUUAAUUCAAAAAUCUCCUCACUUCUAUUGAAAUGUCUUUUUAAAACUGUACUUGACAAUUAUGUAUAUUAAAACACACAGGAAAUCUUA
Messenger RNA from Saccostrea echinata, 4001 nucleotides. Its product is annotated as dual specificity tyrosine-phosphorylation-regulated kinase 2-like. Gene Ontology annotation, molecular function: protein serine/threonine/tyrosine kinase activity; ATP binding; protein serine/threonine kinase activity. Gene Ontology annotation, cellular component: nucleus. Gene Ontology annotation, biological process: peptidyl-serine phosphorylation; peptidyl-threonine phosphorylation. The transcript has a single exon. Bases 247 to 1962 code for a protein of 571 amino acids. The record is from RefSeq and is a predicted model, not a curated record. NCBI's taxonomy places the organism in Eukaryota, Metazoa, Mollusca, Bivalvia, Ostreida, Ostreidae.